CCUGCGGAGAUCGAGGUGAAGUGGUUCAAGAAUGGGCAGGAAGAGACGGAGCGUGUGGUGUCCACGGACGUGAUCCAGAACGGAGACUGGACCUACCAGGUGCUGGUGAUGCUGGAAACCACCCCGCAGCGCGGGGAGACCUACACGUGCCAGGUGGAGCACGUCAGCCUGCAGCACCCCGUCACCCAGCACUGGGAGCUGCAGUCGGACGCUGGCAGGAGCAAGAUGCUGACAGGGGUGGGGGGCUUUGUGCUGGGGCUGAUCUUCCUGGCGCUGGGGCUCUUCCUCUACAUGCGCAAGAAGGCUGCAGGAUGGGAACCUCAUCUCCGUAUGGAGGAAUUUCGGGACAAGAUGAAAUCACAUAG
Molecule: messenger RNA, 365 nt
Organism: Pterocles gutturalis (yellow-throated sandgrouse)
Lineage: Eukaryota; Metazoa; Chordata; Aves; Pterocliformes; Pteroclidae
Product: class II histocompatibility antigen, B-L beta chain-like
Exons: 4
Biological process (GO): antigen processing and presentation of exogenous peptide antigen via MHC class II; peptide antigen assembly with MHC class II protein complex; positive regulation of T cell activation
Cellular component (GO): MHC class II protein complex
Molecular function (GO): MHC class II protein complex binding
Source: RefSeq, a predicted model, not a curated record